This is a messenger RNA of Hevea brasiliensis (rubber tree), 4044 nucleotides long. RefSeq names its product MDIS1-interacting receptor like kinase 2-like. Lineage: Eukaryota; Viridiplantae; Streptophyta; Magnoliopsida; Malpighiales; Euphorbiaceae. Gene Ontology annotation, biological process: protein phosphorylation. Bases 1 to 4044 code for a protein of 1347 amino acids. The transcript has 6 exons. Gene Ontology annotation, molecular function: protein binding; protein kinase activity; ATP binding. The record is from RefSeq and is a predicted model, not a curated record.
AUGGAUUCAACAACCUUCGGAUCCAUCCUCCGAAGUUCUAUUUUGAAAUCCCUAGACCGGAUUGGAUUGAAUGACAAUGGGUUGACAGGUUCAAUUCCUACUUCCAUUGCAAAUUUAGGCAGUAUGAGAUUUCUGUACCUUUAUGAUAAUCAUCUUUCUGGACCUAUCCCUCAAGAAUUAGGAAAGCUGCAAUCUCUUAUUGAGCUUAACCUGUCAACAAACGAUCUCAGCGGUCCCAUCCCUCCUGCUAUAGGAAAUUUGAGCAACUUAACUCUUUUGUACCUUCAUAAGAACAUGCUUUCUGGAUCAAUUCCUUCCACCAUAGGGAACUUAACCAAGCUCAGAGAGUUGGAACUAUCAAUCAAUCAUUUUUCUGGCCAUAUUAAAUUGGGUGGGAACUCAGAAAUAGUAGAUGAACUAACUAAAAGGUUAGUAGAAUUAGGAUUGGAAGCUAAGGAUUCUAAAAAGAAAACCAUAGCCCCAUUAACUAAAUCUUUAAACAUUCAAGAAGAAUUGGAACAAAGGUUAAAAGCUUUAAGUAUUGCUCCUUUAAGUCAAGGACAAGAAGAAACUGAAACAGAGUCUGUUGAUUCUUCUAAUACAGAAGAACAAAUUAACUCUCUAGAAGUCAUGUUCAAAGAACCCGAACCUCUAGAACAAAUAGUCCACGCAAUUACAUGUGGAUUCACAGGCCAACUUAAAGGUUGGUGGGAUUUUUCCUUAACAGAAGAAGGAAAAAGACAAAUCUAUGAUGCUGUUAAAACAGAACAAUCAGCAACAGCUUCGCUUCUUCAGCGGUCCAUAAAAGGACAAGAAGCAGAAUCUCUUCUCAAAUGGAAAGACAGCCUUGAUGAGCCCACUAAUUGCCUCCUUUGCUCUUGGAAUUUUGUUCCUCGCAAUUCCACUUCUUCUGACCCCAAAACUGACAUCAGUAGUUCCCCUUGCCAGUGGAUUGGGAUCGCUUGUGAUGAGUCUGGAAAUGUCAUAUAUAUAAACGUUUCCUUCAGUGGUUUAAGAGGUACUUUACAAUCCUUUAACUUCUCAUCUUUCCCUAGCCUUGAGCGUCUUGAUCUUUCUCACAACUUUCUCCAUGGAAGCAUUCCUUCCCGCAUCAGUAACCUUUCCAAGCUCAUCUAUCUAGACUUGGCUGUCAAUAAUUUCUCUGGUCCUAUUCCUGCUUCUAUAGAAAACUUGAUUGAACUAAGUCUUCUAGACCUUCAUCAUAAUAAACUUUCGCUUCAAUCCCACAGAAAUUGGGAAGUUGAGGAAAUUGGUAUGUUAACGUCCCUUAAUGUGCUUGCUUUGACAAACAACAGUCUCACAGGUCCUAUUCCGGCAACUGUAGGAAACACGAAAAGAUUAACUUGGCUUUACAUUGCAAACAACAAGCUUAGUGGAUUCAUUCCUAAGGAAUUAGGAUCACUAACCUGUCUUAGUGAGCUUUCUUUGCAUUCUAAUAGUCUUCAAGGUCCAAUCCCUGCUUCUAUAGGAAACUUGAGCAACCUAAAAUUUUUAGACCUUGGUUUCAACAACCUUUCAGGAUCCAUCCCUCCAGAAGUUCUAUUGCUGAAAUCCCUAGACCGGAUUGGAUUGAAUGACAAUGGGUUGACAGGUUCAAUUCCUACUUCCAUUGCAAAUUUAGGCAGUAUGAGAUUUCUGUACCUUUAUGAUAAUCAUCUUUCUGGACCUAUCCCUCAAGAAUUAGGAAAGCUGCAAUCUCUUAUUGAGCUUGACCUGUCAACAAACGAUCUCAGCGGUCCCAUCCCUCCUGCUAUAGGAAAUUUGAGCAACUUAACUCUUCUGUACCUUCAUAAGAACAUGCUUUCUGGAUCAAUUCCUUCCACCAUAGGGAACUUAACCAAGCUUAGAGAGUUGGAACUAUCAAUCAAUCAUUUUUCUGGCCAAAUUCCUCCAGAAGUAGGAAAACUCAAGUACCUUACCGACCUUAGGUUGUUCAUGAACAAUCUUAGUGGCCCAAUCCCUCAAGAAAUAAAUAAUUUUACAUCUUUAAAAUCAUUGCAAUUGGCUGACAAUAUGUUGUCUGGACAUAUACCUCAAAACAUAUGCCUUGGUGGAGUACUUGAAAUUUUUGUCAUAGGUAAUAAUAGUUUUGUGGGUUCCAUACCAAAAAGCUUGAAGAACUGCACAAGCUUAAUCAGAGUUAAGCUUGAAAGAAAUCAACUGGAUGGGCACAUAUCAGAAGAUUUUGGCAUAUACCCAAACUUAAAAUUCAUCGAUCUGAGCUACAAUAAUUUGCAUGGUGAGCUUUCAAACAAUUGGGGGCAUUGUCAUAAUUUAACAUUCUUGAAAUUUUCCAACAAUAGAAUUUCUGGUGGGAUACCACCCGAGGUUGGGAAAGCAAAUCAAUUGCAGGUACUUGACCUCUCCACAAAUUGUCUGGUAGGGAAGAUUCCCAAGGAACUAGGGGAAUUGAAGUUGUUGUUCAAUCUUAAAUUGAACAAUAACAAACUUUCAGGUAAUAUUCCCUCGGAAAUUGGAAUGUUAUCCAAGCUUACUGAUCUUAGCCUUGCGGCAAAUGAUCUCAGAGGACCAAUUCCAGAACUGAAAGACUGCUCAAAACUGCAGUUAUUGAACUUAAGCAAAAACAGGCUCAGUGAAAGUGUUCCAUUUCAAGUGGGCAGGUUCCUCUUUCUUCAAGACCUUGACCUAAGUCACAAUUUGCUUGAAGGAGAGAUACCAUCGGAGCUUGGAUAUUUGCUUGACUUAGAGACGUUAAACCUUUCCCAUAAUGAACUCUCAGGCUCCAUCCCAUCCACUUUCAAUGAAAUGUUGAGCUUAACUAUUGUUGAUAUCUCCUUCAAUCAAUUGGAGGGUCCACUUCCCAACAACAAAGCCUUCAGCUGGGCACCAAUAAUAGCAUUGUCUAAUAAUAAAGGUUUAUGUGGCAACAAUUCUGGUUUUAAAGCUUGCCCUUGUACAAAGAUCAGCGGAAUGUGCAGAAAAGAUGGCAACAAAGCAAUUGUCUUUAUCGCAGUUUCUCUUUCUAGCACCUUAGUCCUCUUAUUUGUCAUUUCUGGAGUUCUUGUUAUUGUUGGCAAAAGAGCCAGGAAAAUAGAUGAAGCCAAAGAAGCAGGAAAUGAAAAUAUAUUUUCAACAUGCAGCUAUGAUGGGAAAAUGGUGCACGAAAAUAUAAUUGCAGCAACGGAGGGAUUCAACUCCAAAUAUUGUAUUGGAGUGGGAGGAUGUGGAACUGUUUACAGAGUGGAGCUUCCAACUGGUCAAGUUGUCGCUGUGAAGAAGCUUCACCAAUUUGAGGGGAGUGAAAUAUCCAAUCUAAAGGCUUUUACAAGUGAAAUUUGUGCAUUAACCAACAUAAAACACCGAAAUAUUGUGAAGCUCCAUGGCUUCUGUUUACAUUCACAACACUCAUAUUUGGUUUAUGAGUUCCUUGGAGGAGGAAGCUUGGGAAAGAUACUUCAGGAGAGGGUAAAAGCCGAGGAGUUGAAAUGGAUCGCGAGACUAAAUAUUGUGAAAGGGGUCGCCAGUGCCUUAUCCUAUAUGCACCAUGACUGCUCACCUCCUAUUGUUCACCGUGACAUAUCAAGCAACAAUAUAUUGAUGGAUUUGGAGCAAGAAGCUUACAUCUCUGACUUUGGUACAGCAAGGUUUUUGAUGCUAGACUCAACCCAUUGGACAUCUUUUGCUGGUACCUUUGGAUAUUUGGCUCCAGAACUUGCCUACAGCAUGGAAGCAAAUGAGAAGGGUGACGUGUAUAGCUUUGGAGUGGUAUCACUGGAAGUGAUCAUGGGAAGGCAUCCAGGGGAUAUAAUUAUGUCUCUAUCAACAUCAACACUGUCAGAUACCUGCCAAAUUCUCCUGAAAGAUAUAUUGGACCAACGCCUUCCACUACCCACAAAUAAAGAAGCAGCAGAAGUAGUUUCUAUUGUGAAAUUAGCAUUUGCUUGUCUCCAUGCCAAUCCAGGGUCUCGGCCAACCAUGCAACAAGUAUCACAAAAACUAUCAGUGAAAGUACGAGCUCUAUGGAAGCCCUUGCGAAUGCUUACUUUAGGAGAGCUUUUGUAA